GUACAUUAGAAAAAAACAAAACAAGAGCCUUCAAGUUUAAGAUGAAGAAGAAAUAGGAACCUAACUUUUAAUGUUGUUCAAGAACAAAAAGAGCAAAGCAGAAGCAUCACCAUGCCCACCUCUAUUGUGCCUCCAGAGGGAGAAGGGGCCUUUCAGAUCCGACUGCAAGAGCAUCUACAGAGGAUACAAAACGAGAUCCAUGAAAGCAAACGAACACCAUCGUCGUCAUCUACUGGAUUUUGCAGGCCGUUUGAUUAUGGAACAAGUGUGAAGUAGCAUCCCAAUCGCAAUGCCCCACGAACGAGUACUGCUCUAAUUAAUCUUGUUGCUAAUUGAUUUCGAUAAUGAGCAUCUUCUCUGCAACUUAUUUCUUUUCUAAUCUCAAAAACCUGAAGCCGCUGGAGACUGGGAGCCACCGGAGACGGUGUUUGGCGUGGACUUGGUGUAUGAGGAAGACGCAAUCGCGAAAUUCUGGCAAACUUUGCGUCCCGUACUCAAGGCGCGGCCAGCAGAAGUACGGAGUUUUAAUGUUUAUGAGGGACAACUACAAAGCGGGUAGUCCUUCUAGUCGCUUGAAAGAUCACUACAUCGUUGAAGAUGAGUAUCGAUAAGCAUAAGCACGACUCUGCUCACUGCCCUUAAAAACGAUUCCUUCAGCAUCCCUCUAAUCCCUUGACGACCUUCUUCCCGCAAAAGACCCUGUUCUUGAGGGUGAAGAUGAGGCUGCUGCAGAGGAGCCUUCUCCUGGGGACCAGGAUCCACCAGAAAGUGCCAAGUCUGGCGAGGAUUUGCCGCGAAAGCAUCCAUUACAACGGUUUGUCGAAGCCUCCAAAUUCUUCCAAACAUCCUGCGAUGACAAGCAUCCUCCAUGGGGACCGCUGCUGAGGCCGUUGAGUACAACGGUUUUUGCGCGAUUCUAUUUCUAAUUCUACAACCUCGUCGUGUGUUCGUGUUCUUGAAUCUGAGUCGUCCUGCUAAUGUAGUACUGUACCUUCAAAUGUUUGUUCUUUUUCUUGCAAGGUUAACAUCAACAUACCACGCACCAGACGACUGCGCGAAAGAAGCGAUGGUGGAUUUUCAUGCCUCAAAUUUGAAUUUCUGUCUACGAUCUGAGUUUUCACCAAAGAAGACCAACAUUGUUUGCUCUCUUCUCGCCUUCCUUCUGAAACUUUCGGUGCGUGGCAGAACAAGGAAUGGUAUUAAGUUCAUACUUAAAUAAUUCUCUUGAUGAAUCUUCGUUCAGUUGUGCGGCUUUGAAGUGGUGGUCCGUGGAGGUCGUGAUGCUCUUAGAAAAGCUGAAAUUAUCAUGAAUAACUGCGACAAAUUAUACCUCCAAAUAACAAAACAGAAAAAGCCCCCGCUGGCUGGCUUCCGGUACAGCAGGAAGUUUUUGUAGCGUUUCGGGAUGCAAUAUUGCUGCUCUACAGGGAAUCCGUGCUCACAGUAGGCGAGUCGCAGAAAGUGACGGACUACGCAUCAAGGACCUUUUUUACGCAUUACAGACUUUACCAAUACGUCUGUGCGCAUGCUGUGGAUAGAGUGGUAAUAUAGUUUGCUUUCGUGUUUUUCAGCUUUCAUUAAGAUGAACAAUAACGUGAUUGUUUUUCUUUUUCUCUUCCAAACAUAUUUUUUCCUAUUCGACUACGACUCUUCAUCUUCUGCUCCACCACAACAACUAGGUUGUUCGCGAUGAGGUAGCGUUAGAAUUUUUCUCCGAAAGGCACUUUCAUUCGACGUUGCAGGGAUGGACGAGGCUAGGAGACGAAGAAAAUGAUGAAGACAAAGUGAAUGCGAGUGAACAGGAGCAGGCGCCUGAUGAUUCGUCGGCACCACAUCAAGAAGGAUCAGGUGACCAGCACCAGACCCAGACACUAGAACAAGAUGGCACCAGCAGUGCUCCUCCUGCUGCUUUGAAAGAGCCUGUAGAUGUUCGAGAAUUAGGCUUAGAGCCACUUCACAAAGACCCUCUUGCUGAACACGUGCUGCAAGCAGAGCUUGCUGAGAUCCGAAGACGCUCAGACAAAAUGCUUGGCUUUAUCGAAUCGCAGGCUCCGCCGUGAUUUUCUUGAUGAGUGAGACAGAAAAAGCUACCUUUCAUUUGACGUCCUUUUAUUGUGAAAUUACUACCAUGCUACUUUCUGAUUCUAAUCUAAAUUAACAAAUAUUGUCCGUCACUGAAUAGAAACAGGCGCUUGUUGAACAGAUACACAACUUCUAACAAGAAGAAGUAGCUUAAUAAAUAGAGACCACGACAACUUUUACUUCAUCUUUCUCCACGACGACCACCAGGACGAGGACAUCUACGGAAGCACUUAUGUGAUUCUGUAAAGUUAAUAGAACAAGCUCACAUGUGGCAAGCAGAGCUGCUAUCUUCAAGGCAGGAUGGGAGAUCACGUGUGACGAUGACUCUCUACAACAAAUGUGUCUCUUUUCCUGGUGUCCUCAACUCUUUGAGGAAAAUUCAAACCGAUAUCCCUUCGAUGCAGUUCUUGAUAGAUAAGUAAUGAGAAAACGGAGCAGCUCCUUGCUAAUUGACAUACUGCUGGUUCUAAUUCGUAGUCGUACAGAAGAUAUCAAGUCAGCG
Molecule: messenger RNA, 2584 nt
Organism: Amoebophrya sp. A25
Lineage: Eukaryota; Dinophyceae; Syndiniales; Amoebophryaceae
Source: the annotation of a GenBank genome assembly